AUGGAGUCCACCCUCCUCAAAGGUGGAGCAGACACUGCAGGUGUCCGGCCUGCAGCGGUGCCCUCUGGCAGUUCGCAGCCCCCGGCUGAGGUAGAAGGGCUUGCGGAGCUGGCCAAGACGCAGGGAGACAAGACUCAGACCGGAAAACCUGCAGGAACAGGAGAUGAGAGCUCCAGCUCCUCCUCCUCCUCAUCUUCUUCAUCUUCAUCUUCCUCCAGUAGCUCCUCAGACAGUGAUAGUGAGGAAUCCAGCUCCUCUUCUUCAGAUAGCUCUUCUUCAUCUUCUGACAGUGAAGAUGACAAGAAGAAGAAGAAGAAGAAAAAGAAGAAGAAGAAGAAGGAUUCCAGCUCUUCAUCUUCAUCCUCAUCUUCUGACAACAACAAGGAGAAAAAGGACAAGAAAAAGGAGGAUGAUGAGAAAAAAGAUGAAGAGCAAAGUGAUAUUGGUCUGCCAGCAGCAGGUGGUGCAAUUCCAGGACCAGAUGAAAAGGUUCCUGGCAAGCUCUUACAUAGAUCAAAUAGCAUUGAUGGCACUGGCAAUGUUAUUGAUGGCAAUGAUGUUUCCUGUCUAAUGGGGGGAGUAGAGGCAGUACCUAAGGAUGGCAACCUGAGUGAUGAUGAAGGAGAAGGAGGGGAGGAGAAGGACAAGAAGAAGAAACUGAAAAAGAAAAAGAAGAAGAAGAAGAAGAAGAAGAAGAAGGAUUUUAGCUCUUCUGAUGAUAGCUCCUCUUCUUCCUCCGAUAGUGAUGAUGACAAGAAAAAGAAGAAGAAGAAAAAAGACAAGAAGAAGAAGAAGAAGAAGCAGAAGAAGGAUUCUUCUUCUUCAUCAAGCUCCUCAAGCAAUUCUUCUAGUGAUGAUGAUAAGAAGAAGAAGAAGAAGAAGAAGAAGGAUAAGAAGAAAAAGAAGAAGAAAGACAAGAAAAAGGAUUCCAGUUCCUCUUCGGGUUCUUCUUCCAGCAGUGAUGAUGACAAGAAGAAGAAAAAGAAGAAGAAGAAAGACAAGAAGAAGAAAGACAAAAAGAAGGACUCAAGCUCCAGUUCAGGGUCCUCUGGUAGUGACAGUGACAAGGAAAAUAAAAAGGAGAAGAGUGAGAACAAGGAGGAAAAGGACCACCUUGAUGGUGAGCAAAGCAGCGACCCUAAAACCAGCAUUUCAGCCUCAGGUGGUGGUGGACCUUCUGCCACUAGUGGCGGCAGCUCCAAGCCAAGUGAUGCUCCCAAAGUGUCUCUUACAUCUCCUGCCUUGAAGCUGAAUCCUGCGAGUUCUUCAGCUGCCACCAAGUCCUCCCUUGUAAUCAAACGUCCCAGCUACAUGGAGAGCCUGAUGGGCACCCCGAAGAAGACUGGAGACAGCACGACACACUCCACUAGUCACCUCACCUCAAAGGAUCUGCUGUCAGGGCCCAGACCUUACCAACAUUAAGAUGUCAUAGAUCUUAAUAAUCAGUCAAAAUCUGGCCUACAUGACACUGGAAGCACUUCAGUGUAAUCAUGAUAUGCUUUAAUGAUGUUACCUUGGGUCAUGAUUUCAUUGGAAGAUCAGUAAAUUUUACAAAAUAAAUGCACUGCUUGAUUAAACAGGAUUCUGAGAAAAGAUUUGUGUUUUUAAAAUGGACAAGUUUACAAUUGGUGGAGGAAAUGUCAAUUUACGAUCACAACAGGUUAAAGGUUUGAGAAAUAAAAGAGCAUGAAUUCAU
Messenger RNA from Oreochromis aureus, 1696 nucleotides. RefSeq lists its product as uncharacterized. The record is from RefSeq and is a predicted model, not a curated record. Bases 1 to 1422 code for a protein of 473 amino acids. NCBI's taxonomy places the organism in Eukaryota, Metazoa, Chordata, Actinopteri, Cichliformes, Cichlidae. The transcript is spliced from 15 exons.